AUGUUUCCAGGACUCGUCGACGAAUUGCCCCUAAGUGAUAUUUUGAGGCUGUGUCUUGCUUCGCUUGUCCAGCACGCUGAUUUUUUAGUGAACCACUUGCCUACCAACCACCCCCUUCUGUCGACGUUUGUGUUCACAAACCCUACCGUUCUCAACAAUCUGCGUUCGAAACUGGAGGUCGGAGAGUCGAGAUGGAUGGAGCCGUCGGGGAUACCGCCUCAUAUUGAGCUGUACAAGAAGCUCGACAAACAGCAACAGUCUAUAGAUGCUCUCCCCGAAAUGCUUGAACAGCGAAUGGAAAAGGUGCUCGAGGAAAAAGAUGUUGCCGCGGGUAAUAUUACUCGGAAACGUUUACGCCAAGAAAUUAAAGCGCUCUUGCUGGAGGUGGGGCUUCGUCGCACUAGCUCUACAGAACCAACACCAGCCUCUUCUGGUCCAACGCACACCUACUACUCAUGGGGUGGUAAGUUUCAUAGGCUGCCGAAAGAAUUUGAAUUUCCCAGUAUUGAUCCACUCGGCGCGUGGAUAUUGUGGUGGUUUGGCGAUGCGAGACGUGGCUAUCCUCCGUACAAAGCUAUUUCCUCGGACGAUCUCGACACGCCAAAGAAGAAAGCGACUUUGGCGGAGUGGUCUAUCAUGAUGAGGCACAUAAGUAACGCAGUUGAAGCACAAGCAGGCAUGUCACUACCU
Molecule: messenger RNA, 690 nt
Organism: Phytophthora sojae
Lineage: Eukaryota; Oomycota; Peronosporomycetes; Peronosporales; Peronosporaceae
Exons: 1
Source: RefSeq, a predicted model, not a curated record